Messenger RNA from Stegastes partitus (bicolor damselfish), 2144 nucleotides. Its product is annotated as homeobox protein SIX2. The transcript is spliced from 2 exons. NCBI's taxonomy places the organism in Eukaryota, Metazoa, Chordata, Actinopteri, Pomacentridae. Gene Ontology annotation, molecular function: DNA-binding transcription factor activity, RNA polymerase II-specific; RNA polymerase II cis-regulatory region sequence-specific DNA binding. Bases 282 to 1154 code for a protein of 290 amino acids. Gene Ontology annotation, biological process: regulation of transcription by RNA polymerase II. The record is from RefSeq and is a predicted model, not a curated record. Gene Ontology annotation, cellular component: nucleus; transcription regulator complex.
CGGCAUAGAAAAGGUGGAAGAGGACGGUGCGAGGAGCAGCAACUUUCUCUCGUUCUCAACAACUUUAUGAGGAAUUGUCGCCUGGGGUUUUGCAUGGCUGAAUGGACUUGACUUUAUUCCGCAGCACGCAGUUGGAUGUCGCCUAACCUUGGGCACUUUUAAACUCUUUUGGGGACCUUUUUGUCGCUUAUGGACUUAACGCGUUUUGAUUUAAUGACAGACUGAGAGGACAGACGUGGAAGUAAGGCACAAUAUAAUCUGUAUUGGUUUACGUUGUCGCCAUGUCCAUGCUUCCGACGUUUGGUUUUACGCAGGAACAAGUGGCGUGUGUCUGCGAAGUCCUCCAACAAGGGGGGAACAUCGAGCGACUGGGGCGCUUCCUCUGGUCCCUCCCGGCGUGCGAGCACCUUCACAAGAAUGAGAGCGUCCUCAAAGCGAAAGCCGUGGUCGCUUUCCACCGGGGGAACUUCCGAGAGCUCUACAAGAUCCUGGAGAGCCACCAGUUCUCGCCGCACAACCACCCGAAGCUGCAGCAGCUGUGGCUCAAAGCGCACUACAUCGAGGCGGAGAAGCUGAGAGGCCGCCCGCUCGGCGCCGUGGGGAAGUACCGCGUCCGGAGAAAGUUCCCCCUGCCCCGCUCCAUCUGGGACGGAGAGGAGACCAGCUACUGCUUCAAGGAGAAGAGCAGGAGCGUCCUGCGGGAGUGGUACACCCACAACCCUUAUCCAUCCCCACGGGAGAAAAGAGAGCUGGCCGAGGCCACGGGACUCACGACCACGCAGGUCAGCAACUGGUUCAAAAACCGACGGCAGCGAGACCGAGCAGCUGAGGCGAAGGAAAGAGAAAACAACGAGAACUCCAACAGCAAUAGUCACAACCCAUUGACUUCUUCCAUGAAUGGAAAUAAAACUCUAUUGGGGAGCUCGGACGACGAUAAAACCCCCUCGGGGACACCGGAUCACACGUCUCCGAGCCCGGCUCUGCUGCUCGGCUCGAACAGCGGUUUACCGUCCCUGCACGGCCUUGCGCCCCCGCCGGGACCCAGCGCAAUCCCGGUACCCAGCGGCGCAGACUCGGUGCACCAUCACCACUCAUUGCACCAUGACACCAUACUGAACCCUAUGUCUUCGAAUCUAGUGGACCUUGGCUCCUAAAAAAUGGCGCAGAAAAGGGGGACAGAGGGCAUCGUUUUUUGUUUUUUUGUUUAAAUUUUUUUUCUUUGUUUUUUUUUUUGGAGAAGUAAUUCACGAGGUGGGCAAAGCUUCAAGCACUUGCGGCAAAGGUGCAAAGCAGACAGACUGGAACGCUGCGAAAACAGCCACGUAACAAAUCAUUUAGUCUCAUAUUCAACCUUUGCAUUUUUUUUUUUCAACAAGUGGGCGCAAAAACUAUCAGUGAGCGCAAUUCCUCCUCUUAUCCGCAAAUUAAACUUCUCCUCGUUGGGGAGAUUUUCUAGAAAAGUGUCGAGAGCAGAGCACUUACUAAUAUUUUCACAUCUACCGGUUUAUUAUUGUUUCUCUUUUAUUGGCUUUGAGGGAAGUUUUUAAUCUUUUUUUUUUUUAUUGAAUAGGUUUGAGAUUCUAUGAUUUGUUCAGACGGAUAGUUUUUUGCAGUUGAGGCGCAGAUUUAAAGAAAGAAAGAAAGAAAAAGGGUGAGAAAAAAAAAGUAUUUUACCGGAAUGUAAUAACGUAACAUGUUAUAUUGUUGAAAACAAUAACAAUAAAGUGUCUUAAUUCUUGUUACUAUUACCGUUGUUAUUUUAGGGGUGUAGAUGUAUCAGCAGACUCUGUAGGCACGAAGUUAAAGGUACCCCAUGCCUUUUUGUUUACAUCGGGUUUUCCAAGAGAGCCAUAAGCAUUUAAUAUUUUUUUUGUUUGUGUUUUUGUUGUUGUUGUUGUUAUUUUUUUUAGGAGGGUGGGCUAAUGGGGUUGAUCUUUUUCAAGUGUCUUAUAAGAACCGUGAUGAGAUGACAAUAUCUUAAUCUCUUGAUACUAUUAUUAUUAUUAUUAUUUACAUUUUCAUUUGGAAAAGAGACUGCAUGUAAACUUAUUUGCGAUAAAUGAUGAAACAUAAAACGAUUCACCUAUAGUUUCAUAUACCCUUUACAAUAAAAAGAAAAAAGAAACACAUGGAUUUUUUAAAAA